AUGAGUGCUGCUUUCGCAAGGAGUGCUGCCUUCGCUAGGAGUGCAGCCUUCGCUAGGAGAACUGCCUUCGCUACGAGUGCUGCCUUCGCAAGGAGUGCUGCCUUCGCAAAGAGUGCUGCCUUCGCAAGAAGGAGUGCUGCAUUCGCAACGAGUGCUGCCUUCGCAAGUGGUGGUGCCUACGUACGGAGAUCAGCCUUUGCUCAUAGUGCAGCCUUUGCUCAUAGUGCUGCCUUUGCUCAUAGUGCUGCCUUUGCAAGGAGUGCUGCCUUCGCAAGGAGUGCUGCCUUCGCACGGAGUGCUGCCUUCGCACGGAGUGCUGCCUUUGCACAGAGUUAUGCCUUCGCAAGUAGUGCUGCCUUUGCACUGAGUGCUGCCUUCGCACAGAGUGCUGCCUUCGCAAGGAGUGGUGCUUUCGUAAGGAGUGCUGCCUUCGCACCGAGUGCUGCCUUCGCAGGGAGUGCUGCCUUCGCAGGGAGUGCUGCCUUCGCAAGGAGUGCUGCCUUCGCAAGGAGUGCUGCCUUCGCUAGGAAUACUGCCUUCGCUAGGAGUGCUGCCUUUGCAAGUAAUGCUGACUGCGCAGGGAGUGCUUACUUCGCAAGGAGUGCUGCCUUCUCUAGCAGUGCUGCCUUCGCAAGGAGUGCUGCAUUUGCAAAGUGUGCUCCCUUCGCAAGGAGUGGUGCCUACGCACGGAGUGAUGCUUCUGCACAGAGUGCUGCCUUCGCAAGGAUUGCUGCCUUCGCUAGGAUUGCUGCCUGUGCAAGGAGUGCUGCCUUUGCAAGGAGUGCUGCAUUCGCAAGGAGUGCUGCCUUUGCAAGGAGUGCUGCGUUCGCAAGGAGUGCUGCCUUCGCAAGGAGUGCUGCCUUCACAAGGAGUGCUGCCUGUGCAAGGAGUGCUCCCUUCGCUAGGAGUGCUGCCUUCGUUAGGAGUGCUGCCUUUGCAGGUAGUGCUGCAUUCGCAAGGGGUGGUGUCUUUGCACAGAGUGCUGCCUUCGCUAGGAGUGCUGCCUUCGCACCUAGUGCUGCCUUCGCAGGGAGUGCUGCCUUUGCACAGAGUGCUGCCUUGGCAAGGAGUGCUGCCUUCACAUGGAGUGCUGCCUUUGCAAGGAGUGCUCCCUUUGCAAGGAGUGCUGCCUUCGCAAGGAGUGCUCCCUUUGCAAGGAGUGCUGCCUUCGUAAGGAGUGCAGCCUUCACAAGGAGUGCUGCGUUCGUUAGGAGUGCUGCCUUCGCAGGGAGAGCUGCCUUCGCAAGGGAUGGUGCCUAUGCUCGGAGUGCUGCCUUUGCAAGGAGUGCUUCCUUCGCAAGGGAGUGCUGCCUUCGCAAGGAGUGCUGCCUUUGCAAGGAGUGCUGCCUUCGCAAGGAGUGCUGCCGUCGAAGGAGUGCUGCCUUCACAAGGAGUGCUGCCUUAGCAAUGAGUGCUGCCUUUGCACAGAGUGCUGCCUUCGCAAGGAGUGCUGCUUUCACAAGAGUGCUGCCUUCGCAAGGAGUGCUGCCUUCCCAAGGAGUGCUUCCUUGGCACGGAGUGCUGCCUUCGCAAGGAGUGCUGCCUUCGCAAAGGGUGCUGCCUUUGCAAGGAGUGGUGCCUACGAAGAGUGCUGCCUUUUCACAGAGUUCUGCCUUCACAAGGAUUGCUGCCUUCGCAAGGAUUGCUGCCUUCGCAAGGAGUGCUGCCUUCGCUAGGAGUGCUGCCUUUGCAAGGAGUGCUGCCUAUGCUAGGAGUGCUGCCUUCGCAAGGAGUGCUUCCUUCGCUAGGAGUGCAGCCUUCGCACAGAGUGCAGCCUUUGCUAGGAGUGCUACCUUCGCAAGGAGUGCUGCCUUCGCUAGGAAUACUGCCUUUGCGCAGAGUGCUGCAUUCGCAAGGAGUGCUGCCUUUGCAAGGAGUGCUGCCUUUGCUAGGAGUGCUGCCUUCGCAAGGAGUGCUGCCUUCGCAAGGAGUGCUGCCUUCGCAAGGAGUGUUGCCUUCACAAGGAUUGCUGCCUUCGCAAGGAGUGCUACCGUCACAAGGAGUGCUGCCUUCGCAAGGAGUGCUGCCUUCGCUAGGAGUGCUGCCUUCGCUAGGAGAACUGCCUUCGCUAGGAGUGCUGCCUUCGCACAGAGUGCUGCCUUUGCACGGAGUGCUGCCUUCGCACGGAGUGCAGCCUUCGCACAGAGUGCAGCCUUUGCUACGAGUGCUACCUUCGCAAGGAGUGCUGCCUUCGCUAGGAAUACUGCCUUUGCGCAGAGUGCUGCAUUUGCAAGGAGUGGUGCCUUCGCAAGGAGUGGUGCCUUCGCAAGGAGUGCUGCCUUCGCUUGGAGUGCUGCCUUCGCUUGGAGUGCUGCCUUCGCUUGGAGUGCUGCCUUCGCAAGGAGUGCUGCCUUCGCAAGGAGUGCUGCCUUCGCAAGGAGUGCUGCCUUCGCAAGGAGUGCUGCCUUCGCAUGGUGUGCUGCCUUCACAAGGAGUGCUGCCUUCGCAAGGAGUGCUGCCUUCGCAAGGAGUGCUGCCUUCGCAAGGAGUGCUGCCUUCGCAAGGAGUGCUGCCUUCGCUAGGAGUGCUGCCUCCGCACCGAGUGCUGAUUUCGCAGGGAGUGCUGCCUUCGCAUGGAGUGCUGACUUCGCAUGGAGUGCAGCCAUCGCAAGGAGUGCUGCCUUCGCAGGGUGUGCUGCCUCCGCAAGGAGUGCUGCCUUCCCAAGGGGUGGUGCCUAUGCACGGAGUGCUGCCUUUGCAAAGAGUGCUGCCUUCGCAAGGAGUGCUGCCUUUGCACAGAGUGCUGCCUUUGCACAGAGUGCUGCCCUCGCAGGGAGUGCUGCCUUCGCAAGGAGUGCUGCCUUCGCAAGGAGUGGUGCCUACAAACGUAGUGCUGCCUUCGCACAGAGUGCUAAUUUUGCAGAGAGUGCAGCCUUCGCACGUAGUGCUGCCUUUACACAGAGUGCUGCCUUCGCAAGGAGUGCUGCCUUUGCAAGGAGUGCUGCCUUCGCAAGGAGUGCUGCCGUCGAAGGAGUGCUGCCUUCACAAGGAGUGCUGCCUUAG
Schistocerca cancellata (South American locust) is the source of this 3003-nucleotide messenger RNA. RefSeq lists its product as uncharacterized. Lineage: Eukaryota; Metazoa; Arthropoda; Insecta; Orthoptera; Acrididae. The coding region runs from base 1 to 3003 and encodes 1000 amino acids. The record is from RefSeq and is a predicted model, not a curated record. The transcript is spliced from 3 exons.